UCUGCUCUUAGAACACUAGAAGCGUCGGGUGAACAGUGGAUUUAACGAUGGGCCAUGCCGUGCAUUGUGGAUAUCGCUGGAUUCCGGUUGUACUGCUUCUUUGCGUAUGGAAUUUAUCUUCGGGACAGAUUGUCUACUUUGUCUCAGAGGAGGUGAACAAGGGAACCGUUGUUGGUAAUAUAUCCAAGGAUCUGAAUCUCAAUGUUCAGGAACUGGAGUCUCAUAUGUUUCAGAUUGUUUCCGGCUCCAACAAGAAGUAUUUUGAUUUAAAGACCGGGGCUCUGUUUGUGAAGGAAAAAAUCGACCGAGAGGAACUCUGUAUGACCAGUGAGAAAUGUUCUCUAAACCUGGAAAUCAUUGCACAGAACCCUCUCAACAUGUAUCGUUUAGAAAUCAAUGUGUUAGAUAUGAAUGAUAACGGACCUUCAUUCCCAUUAAAUGUUCAUACUUUGAAUAUAACCGAAUCCACAUUUCAAGGCGAAAGAUAUCCCCUGCCCAGCGCUGACGAUGCUGAUAUAGGAAGUAAUACAGUGAAAACAUACAAGUUGAGCCCGAACGAACAUUUCUCUUUGGAUGUACAGAGCGGCAGCGAGCAGAGCAUGUCUGCUGAGUUAAUACUACAGAAAGCUUUAGACCGAGAGAAACAGGCUGUGAUCCAGUUGUUACUGACUGCUGUUGAUGGAGGAACACCUGCCAGAUCCGGGACAUUACAUUACAUUAUAAUAGUGAAUGUGAUAGAUGUGAACGAUAACAGUCCCGUCUUCAGCAAACAAUUGUACAAAGUACGUAUAGCAGAGAACAUACCAAUUGGCACACAUUUAAUAAAACUGAACGCAAACGAUGUGGACUCAGGUGUAAAUGGGGAAAUCGUUUAUUCUUUGAUAAGCCACGGGAAGGAAAAAACAUUGGACGCAUUUCAAACGAACAAAGUGACUGGUGAAAUCACAGUUAAAGGAACUAUUGAUCGCGAGGAGAAUGCUGCGUUUGAGCUGCAUGUACAGGCCAAAGACAGGAGUGCUAGUCCUCGCACAACGCAUUGUAAAGUCUUGGUAGAAGUGAUUGAUGUCAAUGACAAUGCUCCAGCAAUCUCAGUAACUUCAAUGAUGAAUGCAGUCAGAGAGGAUGCAAGAUCAGGUACAGCAGUUGGUCUAAUAACAGUAUCUGAUAAAGACGGGGGUGUAAAUGGAAAAGUACACUGUAAAAUAGUAGACUCUGUUCCAUUCAAAUUGCUGUCCUCCUAUAAGAACUAUUAUUCGUUAGUGGUAGAUGGAUCUCUAGAUAGAGAGACUACUUCCCAGUACAAUGUAACCGUUAUAGCUACAGAUGAAGGCAUCCCACCUCUCUCCAGUAACUGUGUCAUUUCUGUUUACGUCGCUGAUGUGAAUGACAACGCGCCUCGCUUUUCAGAAACUAUAUUUAAUGUUUAUCUAAAGGAAAAUAGUCCCGUCGGAGGGCUUAUUGCCAGCUUGACUGCCCAUGAUCCAGACGUGAAUGAAAACACUCAGAUGUCUUAUUCGUUUUUGGAAGGCAAUAAUGGCAAACCCUUGUCUACAAUGAUAAACAUAAACUCAUUAACUGGUGAGAUAUAUAGCAUACAGUCAUUUAACUUCGAAGAUGUGAAUACUUUCCAGUUCCACGUUCAGGCCACAGACUCCGGUGUUCCUCCACUAAGCACCAACGUCACUGUCAACGUUUUUAUCCUGGAUGAGAAUGACAACAGUCCUGUGAUUCUCCCGCCAUAUUCUGACCACGGCGCCGUUCAUUCUGAGAACGUUCCCUAUUCUGCUGAAGCGGGAUACUUUGUGGCCAAGAUCAGGGCUGUAGACGCCGACUCUGGUUAUAAUGCGCUGCUUUCUUAUCACAUCUCUGAACCAAAGGGGACCAAUCUCUUCAGAAUAGGAACCAGCAAUGGAGAAAUACGGACUAAGAGACGAAUGAGUGACAAUGACUUAAAAACUCACCUGUUGGUCAUUCUGGUGUCUGAUAAUGGCGAACCUUCACGGUCUGCCACAGUGUCUAUUGAUGUUGUGGUCGUUGAAAGUACAGGUGACAUGCAAACAAUUUUCAGACAGCUGCCUGUAAAGGAGGAGAGUUUCUCAGAUUUAAAUCUGUAUCUGCUCAUCGCCAUUGUGUCAGUAGCAGUGAUGUUUAUACGACAUACGGCUGCUUUGGUUAGUGUCAGUCUCAUUCCUGCCAACAUGUUUUCUCGAUUAAAUUGAUGCAUUGUUAUUAAUAGUCUCCUCUAUUAUAUAAAUGUACCAACCUGUCGAAAUAUAGUAGUUCAGUUGUUUAUUGUAGAAGCAACAAUGGAGCAUUCAGAUUUAUUUUAAACUGCAAAACCAACUAUUUAUAUACCAGGUUUGGCUGGCCUUCUCUAGGCACUCGUAGGCUCAGUCACCAGUAUACUUUUAUUUACAAAGCCAUUUUGAGUUUACCACCAUUUUAUUUUGCCAUUUUUAUUCGUCAUAAAUGUGGUGGGUACUCUCUUCCUUCGCAGGACUUUAUCCUGCUAACUGUUCCAAAUGUCCGAACUGAAUUUAGUAAAAUGGCUUUUAUGUCCUCUGCGCCAUCGGCUUGGAACGCCUUUCAAAAUAUUUUUAAACUGGAAGAACUUGUCCCGAUUGGUGUUUUGAAAUUAUUGAUGAAGGAUUUUGAUGCUGAUUCCUUAACCUGUCAAUGUUUUUAAUUGACUGUUUUAGGAUUUUCUUAUACUCCCGUGAAUUCGAUGUUUUUUUUUACUAGAUUACCUGUAGUUUUUCAUGUUGUCUGUCUAUAAUUGUGUAAUGACUUGGUGCUGCCUAUCUUGGCCAGGACGCUCAUGAAAAAGAGAUUUCAAAUUUCAAUGAGCCCUUCCUGGUUAAAAAAAACUGCUUUGUGAACACCAUAGCAUGUCUAGCUAUACUGGUCUUCCGCUGGCACGUUGGGCUAAGCGAGAAGAUACGUGUUGGAAGAAAGUGUUAUUCAUUGGAUCAAUUUGGUUAUUUGUUUAUUUGUUUGUUGUGUAGACACCCCUCAUGUUAGAUUCUAACAUCGUGAAUAACUCAGAUAAGGCUGUGUUCUUGUUUAAGAGCGCAGUAAGAGCACUUGGUGUCGCUGUAGACCGUAUAUUCAGCUGGCAACUAUGUGGGGCUCAUUCUUCCCCUAACUCCCACUGCUGAAGGUAGAGUCAGGGGAUCCACUUUAGAUAGGCAUGUGUGUAGAAACAACCGUGGGCCGUAUACUAGAGAUUUGUCUUAUACAACGCGAUGUUAGCAAUAUUAUGAAUCUACUGUAAACAAUUCACAGAAGGUCUGUGCAUAGCGAUGGGCCUUUCCGUGCAUUGUGGAUAUUGUUGGAUUCGGAUUCUGCUGCUUCUUUGUCUAUUUUGUCUCAGAUGAGGUGAACAAGAGAACCGUUGUUGAGAAUAUAGCCAAGGACCUCAACCUCAAUUUUCAAAAACUUGAGUCCCAUAUGUUUCAGAUUGUAUUAUGUUUUGAACCUAAACACUGGCGUCCUAUUUGUGAAUGAGAGAAUCGACAGCGAGGAGCUGUGUGAGAACAAUCUGAAGUGCAGGCCAUUACGCACAAUCAUCUGAACAUUUUUCGCGUUGAAAUAGAGAUACUGGAUAUGAAUUAUUAUGAACCUUCUUUCUUGGUAAAUUCACUGGCAUAAAUUAAAUGUUUACGAAAACGCUGCUGCGGGAGAGUGAUUUUUUCUCCCAGUGACUGAGGAUGCGGAUGUGGGCAGAUGUGGCUAGUAUUAAUGGAGGAGAUACUUUUCAAAUGACACACUCUGCCAAACAGU
Oncorhynchus kisutch (coho salmon) is the source of this 3783-nucleotide messenger RNA. RefSeq names its product protocadherin alpha-2-like. Gene Ontology annotation, cellular component: plasma membrane. Gene Ontology annotation, biological process: homophilic cell-cell adhesion. Lineage: Eukaryota; Metazoa; Chordata; Actinopteri; Salmoniformes; Salmonidae. The record is from RefSeq and is a predicted model, not a curated record. The coding region runs from base 48 to 2219 and encodes 723 amino acids. Gene Ontology annotation, molecular function: calcium ion binding. The transcript has a single exon.